AUGUCGGAGGUGAAGAUGAUCGGGGUGGUUGGCGGUGGCCAAAUGGGAUCGGGAAUAGCCCAAGUUGCUGCCAUGCACGGCGUCGAUGUUUUCCUUCACGACCUCGAUCCCCAAGCCCUUUCCAAAGCCUCCUCUUCCAUCUCCUCCUCCAUCCACCGUCUCGUUUCCAAAGCCACUCUCUCUCAGGCGGCGGGCGCUGAUGCGUUGAAACGACUGCAUUUUACCACGGAUUUGGAGGACUUCCACAUGGCCGAUUUUAUCAUCGAAGCGAUUGUGGAAUCCGAAGAUGUGAAGAAGAGUUUGUUCGUUAAAUUGGACAAGAUUGCGAAGAGUUCUGCGAUUUUGGCGUCGAACACGAGCUCCAUUUCCGUCACGCGUAUAGCAUCUUCUACCACCCGGUCAAGUCAGGUGAUAGGAAUGCAUUUUAUGAACCCUCCGCCUGUGAUGAAAUUGAUUGAGAUUGUACGAGGAGCAGACACUUCUGACGAGACAUUUGCAGUUACGAAAGCAUUGUCUGAGAGGCUGGGCAAGAUAGUUAUAACCUCGAAGGAUUAUUCAGGUUUCAUAGUGAAUCGAAUCCUUAUGCCUAUGAUAAAUGAAGCAUUUUUUGCGCUCUACGCUGGGGUUGCAACCAAAGAGGAUAUUGACACAGGAAUGAAGCUGGGUACUAACCAUCCAAUGGGUCCUUUAGAACUUGCAGAUUUCAUUGGGUUGGAUGUGUGCUUAUCAAUAAUGAGAGUUCUUCAUGCUGGUCUUGGAGACAAUAAAUAUGCACCCUGCCCUCUCCUUGUGCAGUAUGUUGAUGCUGGAAGACUUGGAAGAAAACGAGGUAUUGGCGUGUAUGAGUAUAGUAAAGAGCCAAGGUCUACAAAAUCAUCUUCUCGUCUCUAA
This is a messenger RNA of Sphenostylis stenocarpa, 891 nucleotides long. The record is from the annotation of a GenBank genome assembly. Lineage: Eukaryota; Viridiplantae; Streptophyta; Magnoliopsida; Fabales; Fabaceae.